Molecule: messenger RNA, 831 nt
Organism: Aaosphaeria arxii CBS 175.79
Lineage: Eukaryota; Fungi; Ascomycota; Dothideomycetes; Pleosporales
Exons: 1
Coding region: 201-635 (144 amino acids)
Molecular function (GO): carbon-sulfur lyase activity
Source: RefSeq, a predicted model, not a curated record
CAUGUCUACCUGGAGUGCCCAGAUAGGCCUGACAACCCCGCCCGAAUGUGGGGAAGCACGUGUCGGUAAUUAUGCCAUAGGGUCUAUCUAUUUACAUCACAUCAACCUCCGAGGUGUUCUUGGGCCUUGAUUGUACAUGUUUCUUACAAACGACUACCUCUUCACUUAGACAUCUCGCUCUACGGAGUACUAGCCCCAAGAUGAACGGUUCCUGUCAGUGCGGAGCUGUGACUUUUACAACACCUACGCCCACACCAACAAGACUCUAUCAUUGCCAUUGCAUUGAUUGCCGCAAACAAUCCGCAAGUGCCUUCGGGACAUCUGCAAUAUUCCCAUUCUUCAAAUUGGACGAGUCAAACCCGGCUGUUACCUACUUCUCCCGCACAUGCGACAGUGGCCGUAAACAGAACUGUUACUUUUGCAGCCGCUGCGGUAGCCGCAUCCUACACGCACAUGUCCUUGAAUAUGGAGAUCCAAAAGUCGUCGCAGUCAAGGGUGGCGUUCUUGAAGGCUUAGAUUGGAGUGGUGCCACACACAUCUUCUGCAGGACAGCUGUCGUGCCAAUUCCGGACGGAGUGCAGAGGUGGGAAGCCGAACCCGAUUUUGGAGCAAUGAAAGACGACAAGAAGAAAUGACCGGGAUGUACAAAGGCAAAGAGGAAGCGACCCCGCAAAGGGCCAUAGCUAUGGAAAGCUGAAGUCCUAUUUCUGGGAUGCUUUCCUCUCGAUCUCAUUUCACGUUGUAUGCGGCACCACCUUCACGCUUGCAUUCGACAACACUUCCGGGAGCCCCUUCCGCUUGGCAUCAUAUCAAAUAGAGUAUCUGGAAAAA